GAGUCUCACCCCCAGACGUUGAGACGACACGCAGACGACGGAGCACUACUUGAGCACUUUGAGCAGUCAAGCGGUCAUUUCGUUUCAGAGUGUUACGUUUUCUUGUUGACAAAUUGAACUCAAUAAUUUCCUCCGUGUGCCGUGACCAGUGAUUCAUAUUAAUUAGUCACAUUCUGCUGUUAUCAUCAUCAUCUAAAUUAUCAAUGAAAAUGAGUUCCUCCGUGAAUCUUAAUCCGAAAACUCCAAGGGUUCAAAUCAAAACUCCCAAAGACGCAUUUAGUCAGGAGCUUUUUCAGUUUUGCCUUGAAAAUCCAAUCACCGUGGUCGAAGGACUCUGCUCGCCUUCUGUUUGUGACUUCAAGCUGGGAAAGUUUUCAACACUAUCGCUGACCAAAGCAUGGCCUGACCACCCCAUUGAAAUAAGAACGCAGAAGUUCAAAAGUGCUGAAAAAAAUGUGCCCAUGGCCGGGAGGAAUUCCUGGGAUUGUUACUCAGCUCGGUCACAAAUGACCAUUCGGAAAUAUGGAGAGUACCAGGGUGCAAACUUCUUGCGUGAAAAGAACGGCGUUGGUGGAAAUUCGGCCCAUGGAAUACAGUUUGGUACUAAUCUUGAUCUUUCUGAUGCAAAGAUGUGGCAACUACAACUGCAAGAAUUUAAUAAGUUGCCUCCUGCUUUUAAAUUGUACUCUCCGGGGAAUCUAUUGUCGUACGUUGGUCACAACAUCUUGGGCAUGAACACUGUACAACUUUACAUGAAGGUCAAAGGUAGCCGGACGCCUGGACAUGAAGAGAACAACAAGUUUUGUGCAGUCAACAUCAAUGUUGGUCCCGGAGAUUGUGAGUGGUUUGGAGUUGCAGAUGAAUAUUGGCCAGCCAUGUACAAAUUGUGCCAAUCCCAUGGAAUGAACUAUCUCAAAGGUUCCUGGUGGCCUGAUCCAGAAGAAUGUUUUGCUGCUGGAAUCCCAGUCUAUCGCUUCAUUCAACGACCUGGAGAUCUGGUGUAUAUAAAUAUUGGCUGCGUUCACUGGGUGCAAUCUCUUGGCGUAACCAACAACAUCGCUUGGAACGUUGGUCCACUGGUUCCACUUCAAUUCCGUGCUGCGCUCGAACGCUACGACUUCAACAAAGUGGAAAACUAUAAAAGCAUCGUUCCCAUGAUCCUAUUGUCCUGGAACAUUGGAAGAACCUUGUGGAUUCGUGACCCCGAGUUCUUUCAGCUGGUCAAAAAAGUACUUUCGAACAGUCUUGACAAGAGUAGGAAAGAUCUCCAACAAGCUCGCCGACAUAAUGUCCCCAUCCGACAUCAUGGAAAGAAGGAAGGAGAACCGGUCCAUUACUGCGGGUCGUGUGAGGAGGAAGUGUUCAACACAUUAUUUAUUAAAAAGAAUGAGAAGCGCCCUCGCGUUUUCUGCCUGGAAUGUGCCUUACAAUCCUCACCACAAUUGGAAGACUACGCAUGUCUUCAGGAAUACACUCUGGACGAACUUACCACGGUGUACGAAAAUUUCAAACGAUUAGAAUGAGUCUCGAGGAACGGCGAUAUUGCUGAUCGACUGAGUUAAUGACUGAAUUAAUUUUACCAUGCUGCCAUAAAAAUACCAAUCCAAUUAUAUAUUUAUCAAUUAUUUUUUGUACUCUGUCGGUAAAAAUUGCAA
Folsomia candida is the source of this 1655-nucleotide messenger RNA. RefSeq names its product lysine-specific demethylase 6A. The record is from RefSeq and is a predicted model, not a curated record. Gene Ontology annotation, molecular function: RNA polymerase II cis-regulatory region sequence-specific DNA binding; chromatin DNA binding. Bases 204 to 1523 code for a protein of 439 amino acids. Gene Ontology annotation, cellular component: MLL3/4 complex. The transcript has 6 exons. Lineage: Eukaryota; Metazoa; Arthropoda; Collembola; Entomobryomorpha; Isotomidae. Gene Ontology annotation, biological process: regulation of gene expression.